AUGGCUGAAAACCUUCUGAAGGAGUCACCGAUGACCUUAGGACAAUCGAAAAGCUGGGUCACAUUAGGUCCAAAUCGUAGCACUCGACUUUCUCAGAAUCAGGUAAGACAACGUUAGCUAAAGGACAUUCAUGUAAACCCACAAAUGGUCAAAUGGAUUGUGAACUAUCUGACCAAUAAACCACGGUUCGUAAGACUGAACCAGGCAGUACUAUCAGACCAGAUAUGCACAAACACGGUAACGUUAGCCGCACGAGGGACGGUCAUGUCACCUUUCCUGUUUACUCUCUAUACAAAUGACAUCACACACAACAAUGAACUGAGCCAUCUGCAGAAAUUCUCUGAUGACUCUGGUAUAGUAAGUUGUAUCAUGAAAGGUAACGUGUAGUGGCUAGUGUUUUGUGUUAUGCCAUUAUGUGCUGAAAGGGAAACUUACUUAGCGAAGGAUGACAUAAAUAAACUGGACAAUCGAGUCAAUGCAGGACAUGUUCAUAAAAAUGCUGCAAGCUAAAACACAUGAUCAUGGACAAUGCCAUACACCCACUCCACAUCACUCUAAUGCAACAUAGUAGUAGCAGGUUCAUCCUGCCCAAAAGCUCCAUAGAGGGGUUCCGAAGGUCAUUUUUACACACAGCCAUCAUAAAUUACUAAUUUGUUAUGCCUUUUUUAAUGUUUAGUCGUUGCUGUUUCCCAGGAGAAUAGACAACAUCAUUUCUUACCUGUCUUUUAUGGCUAUUAACGUUCAGGUGUCUUAUUUAAGCAAUAAGGCCAGAGGGGGUGUGGUAUAUGACCAAUAUACCACAGUUAAGGGCUGUUCUUCGCACAACGCAACACUUAGCCGUGGUAUAUUGGCCAUAUAUCACAAAUCCCAGAGGUGCCUUAUUGCUAUUAUAAACUGGUUACCAACAUAAUUAGAGCAGUAAAAAUAAAUGUUUUGUCAUACCCGUGGUAUACGGUCUGAUAUACCACGGCUGUCAGCCAGUCAACAUUCAGUGCUCGAACCCCCCCAGUUUAUAAUAUGUGUUUUACAAUGUGUUUGUAACUGAUACGGGUCCUGUCUUUGUAAUUUAAUUGAUUGUUGAUGCUGAAGUGAUAAACAGUUUCCCAAGUUGGGAUUAAUAAAGUACUGCUGUACUCUCUACUAUUUCUCUCUCCAUCUUAUACUAGUCAUGCUACUAGCAUGCCAUCAUGAUGGAUAUUGAAAUAUAAUGUGAUAACGUUGUGAAUGCCAGUUGAUGUGGCCAGAUCAUAAGUUGGACAGCCGGAUGUUAUGUCAACUCAGCUAGCUAAGUUGGUCAUUAUGUUUUUGCAACAGCAGGAAUGAUGCCAGUGGCACUAUUGUUCUCUUUCAGUUACUCUUCAAUGCAGCCAUGCCUGCCAACGCAUAUAACCGUGCCACCCAAGUUGGCCCACCUGCACCCAUUGUGAUUGAGAAGCUGAUGCCCCGGGUGGAGAAGCGGGAUGACCUGGAUAGCACCGGCAGCUCUCUGUGUUUCUCUGCUCUGUCUGAGGAGCGUCUGCUGGCUGCAGUCAGGCUGGCCAAGAGAGAUCUGAGGAAGAGACGACAGGAGUCAUUGAACAGCUCCCCCAUCAGACCACAGCCAGAGGAGACCACACCCAUCAAGAGCAAUGUGCAGGUAAAUAAGAGAUAGCUAAAGCAGGCUCAUCAGUAUACUCCCCUUUCACUUGUACUGUUUAUAUCCAUCUUAUUCUGCUCCAAGAACGAUUAAUCGAUGAUCAACCUUUAUAAUUUUUCUAUUUCCAGCAGAAGGGGGUUGUUCCUAAGAGGAGGUCAAAGACGACCGGCACCAAAGAAGAAGUGACUCGGUCUGGAGCCAAGGUGCUUGUAUACACCCCCCAGAAGUACGUCUCCAUACCCCCUGGGCCUGAUCAUGGCCUGUCCCCCCCAACCAGAGACCCAGGCCCAAGGCAGACAGCCAGCCAGGAGCCCCACACAGCCCUCAGCCAGGAGGUCCGCAGGCUGCAGAGAGAGCUGGCCAACUACAUCCAGAGAAUAGAUCAGCUGGCUAACAGAGGUAACACCGCAUAAAUGAAGUCACCCAUGAGUUUACCAGUCAAAUCGCCAUGGUCAGAGGUUCUAGUGAUUAUAUUUCUGUGGGUAACACAGCUGGAUUGGCACCUUGUUGGCAUACAGGCUGCUAAUAUUCUAAUCUUUUCAAUAUGCUGUUAUGAACUAUUUUGAAUGGUAUUUAGUGUAUGGGACACUGCAUGCAGUUUAGAGACCCAUGGUCAUGUGUAUUGUGCUGUGCAUUCCAGGGCGAAUGGUUAUAGAGUCCUUGGAGCCUGAUGAGCAGCGCAGGGUGGAGGUCCGCAGACAGGAACAGGCAGCCCGCUCUGCACGCAUCAUCUAUGUGCUACAACAACAGGUGAAAGAGAUCCAAGAGGAUUUAGACAAACUACGCUCACAGAAGAUUCAGCACACAAAUAAAGUAAGUUACACAUAAUAACCCAAGCUGUCGUACUCUGAUGAGGUUGAUGAUGAGGACAAUGACAAAGACUAACACCCAUCUCCCUCUCUCUUCGUUUUCUCAGUCCAGAGCGAUGAACAGGUUGGCUGCUGCCCACAGAGGGGCGGUCAGGGCCAUGCAGGUGUUCACUAAUCAGCUGUCUGACAUGUCUGAGGGCAGGAUGCCCUCCUAUUAUAAAGAGAUGGGCCAGCUGAUCCGCCAGCUCUCUCUGUGCUCGGCCAAGGUGGAGGUGGGCCAGGGAUCAGCCGUCCCAGAGACUGCCCUGGACAUCCUGCAGAAACUAGAGGUCAGUCAGAGGCUGAGUCCCAAAUAGCACCUUAUUCUCUUUAUAGUGCAGUACUUUUGACCAGGGGCAGGGGCCAUAGGUCUCUGGUCCAAAGUAAUGCACUAUAUAGGAAAUAGAAAGCCAUUUGCACUACAUCCAUAGAUUUAAUCCAUCACCUACAGGCCACUCUCACCUUAUUACACAGAAGAUGGGCACCAGAAAAUGUCCCAAAUCAACUACUGUACAUCUAUUGGUAAUUUUUGAUAAGCAAUCAAACUUUGUAAAUCAAUAUUUGGUUAUACAAGCAAUACUCCAUUGAAAAACCUAAGCUAUUCAAUCUAAAGAAACUGGAAAUAAAUUUGCUGGAGAGCCACAAAACCAUAGGUAGAGCUGACGUAUUAAACAGUACAUUUAAUUUAGAUUUUAUUUGGCUUCUUGAAUUUGAAUGUUUACAGAAUAUAUUAGAUUUUCCUGUCUGUCUCUGUGUCUCUCAGACCCUGGAUACUGCUCUAAGCAAGCAGAAGAGUCCAGCACAGAGGAGGCAGGCCCGAGUACGCAGCUCCUCCCCUGCACGCCACCGCAGGUCUCCACAUCGCAUUACGUCUCCUCCCCGUCCCCGUGCACACAGGGGCCCUGCCACCAGGGGUCUCAGAGGACCUCGUAGAGCAGCAGGCCCCAAGAAGUCCUUCCCUGGUGAGAAACGCGCAGGUGUUCUCAUUCUAAUUCUAUCUGAGUGACUCAGCAUUCAGAGACACUCAUUAUCUCACAGUCAGCUGUGCUGCUGAAGCUAUUUUAUUAGCAUUUUAAUAAGGAUAGGCUAAUUAUCUAGCGUUUUUUGAUUGGCUCAUUAUUCCAUAUCCUCAUAACAUUAAUAACUCAUGUAAACUAAUUUCAUACAUCAUAAAACCGGGAACAACCAACACAGCAAAUGCGUCAAACAAAUCAGUAUCCCCCCUCCUACAGUUGAAACCACACGCACACUGACACAGCAGUUGAUAAAAUAUCUGAUCCAAAAAUAGAACAUGUAUUGCGUGGGCGGAACAUUUCCUGAAACUGCAUUUUUAAUUUGAGCGUCUCAUCUUUGUUGUUUACCCUGUUCUCUCAUUGUGAACGAGGGAGCAGAUCCCUGUUCUCUCAUUGUGAACGAGGGAGCAGAUCCGUACGGCUCCCAUGGCUCAGGAAUCACCUGAAGGCUUAAGUGCUGUGUGUGUUUGGGCCUCCCACCGAGCCUGAAUCACAGCACCAGGGUGGAGAUUAAUGAGGGGCUGACUGACUGACGCAAAGAGGGGAGAGAGGGGCCAGGGUCCGGUUCUCUGGCCAUGGGUCUCCUGCAGGCAGCUCAUUGUGUGGGUGGCUUGCUCCUACUGUGUACACAGUCUCCCUGUGGGAGAGAUAGUGUAGCCACCACACACCACGAGAGGGUUUGAACUGCAUCGCAUGCACAGGUCUCCUUGGCAACUAAUAACAGUUCCCACUGUCAGUGAGCAAGCCCCCUACCUUCUCCACACUGCCAAACAAGCAGCAGGCAAGUGUCUGUUAAUGUGCUAGUUGGCCAGAUAAGUGUGUAGUCUCUCAAAGGAGCAUGCAGGUGUUAUCCCUAAGGGCCAUACAGGCUUUACUAGUGUUUGAUUAGUCAUGCCAAGCACUGUAACACUUAUCUGUAAGGGCCUAUAGAAAUGAUUGAGCACAUAGCCUAGCUGUUGAAGUGUUUCAAAACAACAUUUCACUCAAAACUGAUCAUGAGCCUGCCAAUGUUGUGAUGUUAGUAGAUAGCAGAGCGGUCCCUCAGCAUCAGCAGCCCCCCAGAGCCACAGAGCCUCCUCCACAGCUGCAUCGCAGCCAGGUGCUCAGGGCUGGCCUGGAGAGCCUGGUCCAUCUCAGAGAAUUCAGGGAAGGAGGGGGGCAGGUCCCCAAAAGUCAAGAAGGAGCACUGCACCCCGAUAGGACAAAGGUCAGUGAGUUUAAUACUUACAUUUUUGCUGCAAUUAAAUGUAUUUGAAUAUGUCCAUUAAUAACUGGCUAGCCUGAACUAUUUUCACUACAAUUGUGUCUCUUAAACAUGAUCUUUGUCCAGAAGCAGGGAGCCCAUGUGAGGGAUGCAGGUUUCCAGCAGCCCACAGUGGCUUCCAGGCUGAGAGUGUGUCAGCACCCACAGAAGGAGGCCUCUGUGCACUGGAUACCCACGUCACCUCACUCUCCUCCUAAACAACAACAACAGUGGUGAGCUCAGAGGAGAGCACUCUCUCUUGUCCUCAGUCUCUCUUUGUAACUUACUCUCGCUGCGUACUCUCUCCCCCUCUCUUACAGUCUCUCUCUUUUAAUUGUCAUUAUUUCUAAUCCACUUCCACUUGUGUUAUGUGUCCAGCUCCCCUCAGAAAAGGCAAGAGCCUCGAUGUCUCUUCUCCCCCCUGAAGCCCUCCUCAGGCCCCUCAGAGCAGCAGCUGAGUGGUGUGGUGACAGCAGAGCAGGACCAGGGUCUGACCUCAGAUAGACAGAGACAAGCCCACAACGAAGCCCUCAGGUCAGUGAUAAUAACAAUAAUACGUUUUAUUUUUAAUAUAUUUUUAAGCUUUUAAUUAAACACAGAAAACAUAAACCAUUGGACAUGGCAAACAACCUUGUGCCUUAUUAGCAUCACAGUACCUUAUUAGCCUCAUUUAUUUUAGGUUUUAGUUGAUGUAUAAUAUGUGUUAUAGCAGAAUGAAUGAACCAAGGGAAACUGCCCAGGGAACAGUUAUAUUAAUGGAUCUGCUCAUUUUAAGUAAUUAAGUCAUUUAAAACCCUGAUCUCAGACCCCACUUUCUGAAAGCUGCAAGCAAUACUCUGAUUCCAAUUCAAAGUUAAAUUCAAUCUACGUGCUUGCUUGUUAGAUUGGGGACAUUAUAGUUUUUUUAAAGCACAGUGAUGGAUAGCAGUGCCUGCCUGCUUGCCUGCACUAAAUUCAAGUGCACAGCAACCCUCUGCACUAAUCAAAACUUCAUUAGUGCAACUGAGGUCUAUAAUUAAUAAAAUGCCUGCAGCCUGCUUUCGGUAGCUAACAUUAGGACUGGUUUAUGUGGGUCUUCUAAUUGAAACGGUUCUGUCUGUGUUGUAUGGUGUGGUCUAUGUGAAUGCACAGGCAAGCCUGGCUGGACAGGAUGACCAUGCAGAGACUGAGGGACCUAAAUCAGCUGAGUAAAGAUGAAGCAGAACGCAUCCAGAGACUCCGGUACACUAGUGUAGUACUAUGUCCUCUACACACUCCUUGUCAUAGCCUAGAAUAACUGAGUGAAAAUACAGGAUUCAAAGCCUCUAUAUUGUUACACCAGGCUUACGCGUGUGUGUGUGUCAGGUCUGAGGUGGGCUCUCCAACCCAGUGGGCUGAGAGAGCUGAGCAGGAGGCCCGAGGGAGACUACAGCCUCUGUUGGACCAGGUCCUGGUAAGACAGACAUUUAAACUCUCCUCUCAAAAAAUAAAGGGUUGUAUGCACACAAAAAAUAGACAGGACUUCAGACAAUCCUUUUUAGUUUUUUCUUGCUUUUCAGCAGGCAGAAGAAUAAAUAACUGAGUGUGUAACUUUGCUCUCACUCAAUACCCACAUUGUUGUUACAUAAGAAAAGCCUGGACCAGGGAGAGCUUUCCCCUCCCUCAGGAAUUCCACUGCCCUCAGAGGAGUGGGAAAAUCAAUACAUCUCAUUUGUAAUUGAAAAAUCCAUACAGCUAUUUACCACCAGAUUUGUGCCACCACAGUGAAAUGAAUAGGGAAUUUACAGCUAGGCCUAGGGUGUACUGCUGCAGCCUUGUGUAUGUGCUGAGUGAAAAGACUGAGUUAGAGUAGGAGAGGUUGGUGUUAGGUAGUGUCACGCCCUGGCUCUGGGGACUCUAAUAUGUUGAGCCAGGGUGUGUAAAGUCUAUGUGUUUUGUUCUAGGUUUCACUUUCUGGUAUUGUUGUUCUAUGUUGGCCAGUGUGGUUCUCAAUCAGAGGCAACGGGAUUCAGCUGUUGCUUGUUGUCUCUGAUUGAGAACCAUACUUUAGCAGCCUGUUUCCCCACAGAGUUUGUGGGAUCUUGUUUCUAGUCGGUUGUGUUAGACCGUGAACUGUCACGUUUUCGUUUUGUUGUUUUUGAUCGUGUCUCUAAUAAAGAGUAUGUUUGCCUGCAACGCUGCGCCUUGGUCCUCAUCUCUGUUCGACGAUCGUGACGGAAGAUCCCACCAAGACUGGACCAAGCAGCAAGUCCAGGAGCCAUCGCCUGAGAGAUCUCUAGCGGAUCUCCUUCGCCUCCUCGACUGGGUCAAGCCAUGUGAGGAAGAGAGGGGCUUGACGUGGAGGCAGAAGGGCGAAAGGCUGGCGAGAAGCAUGGAGACCUGGUCCACGGGUAGGAGUGAAGCCCAUACAUUUUUUAGGGGGGGGGCUAACGCCGUGGACGACGGGGCAGCAGGAGGCCGCCAGGUUACGGGAGUCACUGGUCACCAGGGGGAAGGAGGAUGUAGAGGCACGGCGAGAGGUACUGGCGUGUGUUGCCAGUCCGGUCCGGCCUGUUCCUGAUCCCCACGUAGGGCCAGUGGUGUGUGUUCCCAGUACGGUCCGGCCUGUUCCUGCCACUCGCACCAAGUCUACGGUGCGCGUCGCCAGCUCGGCCCGGCCUGUUCCUGCUCCCCGUACCAAGUCUGUGGUGCGCGUCGCCAGCCCAGUCCGGCCCGUUCCUGCUCCCCGCACCAAGUCAGUGGUGCGUUUCGUCAGCCCUGUCCGGCCCAUUCCUGCUCCCCGCACCAAGUCAGUGGUGCGCGUCGUCAGCCCGGUCCGGCCCAUUCCUGCUCCCCGCACCAAGUCAGUGGUGCGUUUCGUCAGCCCAGCUCGGCCCGUUCCUGCUCCCCGCACCAAGUCAGUGGUGCGCUUCGUCAGCCCGGCACGGCCCGUUCCUGCUCCCCGCACCAAAUCAGUGGUGCGCUUCGUCAGCCCGGUCCGGCCCGCUCCUGCUCCCCGCACCAAGUCAGUGGUGCGUUUCGUCAGCCCGGCUCGGCCCGCUCCUGCUCCCCACACCAAGCCAGUGGUGUGCGUCGUCAGUCCGGCACGGCCCGUGCCUGUUCCACCGGUGGCUGGUCCGGCACCGGUCAGAUGCUUCACGCCGGAGCUAGAGCAAUCCGCUCCACCAGUGUGCAGUCCAGCUCCGGCCAGCGGGGCCAGACCGGACCAGGGGUACUUUGGGGGGUUGGAGAGGGAGCGGGGAUCAGGCCCGGAGCCGGAUCCGCCGCCUAGGCGGAGUGCCCACCCGGUCCCUCCCCUGUGGUAUUUGGUGGGCGCGGUCGGAGUCCGCGCCUUUAGGGGGGGUACUGUCACGCCCUGGCUCUGGGGACUCUAAUAUGUUGAGCCAGGGUGUGUAAAGUCUAUGUGUUUUGUUCUAGGUUUCACUUUCUGGUAUUGUUGUUCUAUGUUGGCCAGUGUGGUUCUCAAUCAGAGGCAACGGGAUUCAGCUGUUGCUUGUUGUCUCUGAUUGAGAACCAUACUUUAGCAGCCUGUUUCCCCACAGAGUUUGUGGGAUCUUGUUUCUAGUCGGUUGUGUUAGACCGUGAACUGUCACGUUUUCGUUUUGUUGUUUUUGAUCGUGUCUCUAAUAAAGAGUAUGUUUGCCUGCAACGCUGCGCCUUGGUCCUCAUCUCUGUUCGACGAUCGUGACAGGUAGGAGAUGGUCAAUGGUGGUGUGGGACUGAGCUUGCCCUACCUGUGUACCCCAGCAGAUGGGAGCUGCUGCCUCUCAGGCCCGGGACAGAAAGGCCACAUCGUCACUGGGGCAUCGGCUGUCUGAGUAGCCCUGUCAUAUCGUAAUGAUCCUGACCUAUAUUACCGAUAUUUAUGUUUUUCUCAGUAUUUGAGUCCCAAUUGCCUGUAGGGCUCUGCUCAAAAGUAGUGCACUAUAUAGGGAAUAGGGUGCCAUUUGGGGAAACAGCCAGGAAGUGAUUCCAUAAAACCCUUUCCCAUGUGCUGAGCUCUGUGCUAUCUACCUCCCUCUCCAGGCUGCGGAGAGCGCUGAGGUGCUGAGUGAGGCCCUGCUAGCGGAGCUGCUGGCCGAUGCAGCGCAGGCCGCCUGGACGUCGGAGACAGACAGACAGACGGAGGGUUUGGCCCAGCUCCAGGCCCCCUCCCUGGAGAGCAUGCUGCUGCGCAUGGAGGAGAUGGAGGUGAGCCCUGAGCACGGCCCUAUGGAAAGGCCACCACACAAAGGUCACAGGGAGUUUGAAAGGGGACCACUGGUUAGUUUGUCAUGCCUGGCCUGUGUGAUGUUUGACAGCCUUGGUCAAGCUGUGCUGUGGAGAUACAGUGAAUGCACUGUCCAAUCCGGUCUGGAUUCCUGAUAAGGCUUUGUAUUAUUGUUUGGCUGAAUAAUGAAUUGAAAUAAUAUACUUUUAUCAUCUAUGUGUCUGAGCAGAAAGAUCAGGAAGCUGUGAGGAGGCGCUUUGCUACCUUCACAUACUCAGACCCUCACUACUGGGACAGAGGGGACACAACUGGUGAGUAAACAGACCAAGUAACUCCUCCACACAGCCUCCACACACUUUUGCAUGGGGGUUUGAAUUGUUGUUCCUCUGGUGCCCUGCAGGUGAAGGUAUUGUGUUAGUGCUGUUUUAGCCAGUUGAGAGCAAGGCUAUCCCUCAUUCUCACUCUCCUUUUCCACCCCUCUUUCUCUUAUCCCCCUCUCCCCCAUCUCUUUCUCAGGGCUUCAGAGGUCUGCUCCAGGCUCCAGGCCAGUCUCUCCUCAGCCUGUUAGGAUCACCAGGCCAGCACUGAGACACACCACCACGGCUGACAUUGUCCUGGAGAGCCCUGUGGAGACCGGGUGA
This is a messenger RNA of Coregonus sp. 'balchen', 9570 nucleotides long. NCBI's taxonomy places the organism in Eukaryota, Metazoa, Chordata, Actinopteri, Salmoniformes, Salmonidae. The record is from the annotation of a GenBank genome assembly.